AUGCAGAGACAUACCUUUACCGCACUCAACUCCACGUUCAUCGUCGAUUCCGAGUACCAAUUCGUCAAGGAACUUGGCCAGGGCGCUUAUGGGUGUGUGGUCGCUGCGAGACAUCGUAGAUCAGGCGAGGGCUGCGCCAUUAAGAAAAUCACGAAUAUCAAUACCAAGCGUAUUUUAACAAAGCGGUGUCUGAGAGAGAUCAGACUGUUGCACCACUUCCGAGGACACAAAAAUGUUCGUCCUCGGAUUCCUGACCUAUUCUUGCAUCACUUAUAUCCCAAGCAGAUCACCUGCUUGUACGAUAUGGAUAUUGUAUUUCAACCCAACGGCAAUUUUGAUGAAGUGUAUCUCUAUGAAGAGUUGAUGGAGGCCGAUUUGCACGCCAUCAUUCGAUCCGGUCAACCCCUCACGGAUGCACACUUCCAGUCUUUCCUUUAUCAGACCCUCUGCGGAUUGAAAUAUAUUCACUCCGCCAAUGUCUUGCACCGCGAUCUUAAACCCGGAAACCUUUUGGUCAAUGCUGAUUGCGAACUUAAAAUUUGUGACUUUGGACUUGCUAGAGGCUAUACUCCCGGAGGAGGCACGUCGAAAGCCGCCGGAAAUCAAGGUUUCAUGACAGAAUAUGUUGCGACUCGAUGGUACCGAGCUCCAGAAAUCAUGCUGAGCUUUGCCAAUUACACCACUGCCAUUGAUGUUUGGUCUGUGGGCUGUAUUUUGGCCGAACUAUUGGGCGGCAAACCCAUUUUCAAGGGUCGCGAUUAUGUCGAUCAGCUUAACCAGAUUCUUCAUUAUCUUGGAACGCCAUCUGAAGACACGCUUCGACGUGUCGGAUCUCCCCGCGCCCAAGACUAUAUCCGAUCUCUUCCUAUCAAGCCCCGGGUACCUUUCUCAACACUGUUUCCUCACGCCAACCCCCUCGCGAUUGACUUGCUCUCAGGAAUGCUGUGCUUCGAUCCAGCCAAGCGAAUAAGUUGCGAGGAGGCGCUUAACCAUCCUUACCUCCAAGUAUGGCAUGAUCCGGCUGACGAGCCCGUUUGUGAUUCGAAGUUCGACUUCGGAUUUGAAGAAGAGGACAGCAUUGAUGGAAUGAAGAAAUUAAUUAUUGAUGAAGUAAACUCCUUCCGUGUUGAAGCGGGUCAAAUUCGCCGACAGGACAGCCUUCCUCUUCCAUCACGGGACGAGAUCAUGAACUCUCCAAUGCAAGGCCAAGGAGGGAACUACGUCGGGGUUCACUGCCCCUCCUCAAGCUAA
Messenger RNA from Desarmillaria tabescens, 1251 nucleotides. Its product is annotated as kinase-like domain-containing protein. Lineage: Eukaryota; Fungi; Basidiomycota; Agaricomycetes; Agaricales; Physalacriaceae. The record is from RefSeq and is a predicted model, not a curated record. Gene Ontology annotation, biological process: protein phosphorylation; intracellular signal transduction. The transcript is spliced from 11 exons. Gene Ontology annotation, molecular function: MAP kinase activity; ATP binding. Gene Ontology annotation, cellular component: nucleus; cytoplasm. The coding region runs from base 1 to 1251 and encodes 416 amino acids.